CAAGAGGCACAGCAGCACUAGCAACAGCAGAGCAGGAGCAGCUGGUAUUCCGGUGAUUAAAUAGUUCUCAUAGCCUUUUUGCUGUACUCGGUCUGCUCCCUGGUGUAAUUCUCGUGUCCAAGAAGGAAGCUGCAUUUUAACGGUGUGCUGAACAGAGGUUUGAAUCAUUCCAGCUGGCUGCUUGUUUUGAAAAGGACAAUGUGUGUAUAAAUAAAAGGACUCUGCUGGAAGAGUUCAGACACUAAGACUGGAGCUAGAGAGUGCUCUUGGAAUAUUGUUGAGGCAGAUUGCAUGAACUGAAAGCUCCUUCUAAUUAACCUGGAGCCAAGUGAAUCUGAAUACUGGAUAUCUCAUGUUCUAACACGGGAUAAAUUCAAGUUAGAAAAAGACAAAAGUAUUGAAAUGCUUCUCUAGAUUAUGCUUAGAGGAUUCCGCAGCAAUUCUCGGUACUGGACAUAUUCAAAAUCUCCUCAACUUAUAUCCUCCCCAUCUAUUGCCUUCCAGCUUUAACUCAGUUGUGCUCCCUUCAAACAUUUUACAUGAUUUGCAAUGGUUACAUGAACUCUGGGGAAGUGAUAUUUGCAACAUCUCAUACUUUAUUCACUAUGGCACUUUAGGAAACGAAACUGGGAAAAAGCUUCCAAAACAUUAUUUUAAAAAAUGAAUCUUAUUGUGAAACUUCGGAGAAGUUUUCGAACAUUGAUUGUUCUCUUAGCUACCUUUUGCUUGGUGAGCAUUGUCAUUUCUGCCUAUUUUCUCUACUCUGGCUACAAACAGGAAAUGACACUUAUUGAAACCACUGCAGAAGCAGAAUGCACUGACAUCAAAAUUCUACCAUAUCGGUCAAUGGAGCUGAAAACAGUUAAACCUAUAGAUACAUCCAAAACUGACCCUACUGUCCUUCUCUUUGUGGAGAGCCAAUACUCUCAACUCGGUCAAGAUAUCAUAGCUAUUUUGGAGUCCAGCCGAUUUCAGUACCACAUGGUUAUUGCCCCUGGAAAGGGAGAUAUACCUCCUCUUACAGAUAAUGGCAAAGGGAAAUAUACUUUAGUCAUUUAUGAAAAUAUUCUGAAGUAUGUCAGUAUGGACUCAUGGAAUCGAGAGCUUUUAGAAAAAUACUGUGUGGAAUACAGUGUUAGUAUAAUCGGUUUUCAUAAAGCCAAUGAGAACAGCUUACCAAGUACACGAUUAAAAGGCUUUCCGUUAAACCUUUUCAAUAAUCUAGCUCUAAAGGACUGUUUUGUUAACCCUCAAUCUCCUUUGCUGCAUAUUACCAAAGCCCCCAAGGUUGAGAAAGGCCCUCUUCCUGGGGAAGACUGGACUAUUUUCCAAUAUAAUCAUUCAACCUACCAGCCUGUACUUUUAACUGAAUUACAGACAGAAAAAUCCCUUUCAUCCUUGUCUAGCAAAACACUCUUUGCAACGGUGAUUCAGGAUCUGGGGCUUCAUGAUGGAAUUCAGCGAGUACUUUUUGGCAACAACUUGAACUUUUGGCUGCACAAGCUCAUCUUCAUAGAUGCCAUCUCCUUCUUGUCAGGGAAGAGGCUGACAUUGUCCUUGGACAGGUACAUCCUUGUGGACAUUGAUGAUAUAUUUGUUGGGAAAGAGGGAACAAGGAUGAAUGUCAAAGAUGUGAAGGCAUUACUAGAGACUCAAAAUUUACUGCGCACUCAGGUUGCAAAUUUUACCUUCAACCUUGGAUUUUCAGGGAAGUUUUACCACACAGGGACUGAAGAGGAAGAUGAAGGAGAUGACCUUUUACUUCGGUCUGUGGAUGAGUUCUGGUGGUUUCCUCACAUGUGGAGCCACAUGCAGCCCCACCUCUUCCACAAUGAGUCAUCUUUAGUAGAGCAGAUGAUUCUCAACAAGGAAUUUGCACUGGAACAUGGAAUACCAAUCAACAUGGGCUAUGCUGUGGCCCCACAUCACUCAGGGGUCUACCCGGUUCACAUUCAGCUGUAUGCAGCUUGGAAGAAGGUCUGGGGUAUUCAAGUCACCAGCACUGAAGAAUAUCCACAUCUGAAACCUGCCCGGUACAGAAAGGGCUUCAUUCACAAUAGCAUCAUGGUCCUCCCUCGACAGACUUGUGGGUUGUUCACUCACACUAUUUUCUACAAAGAAUAUCCAGGAGGACCCCAAGAACUGGAUAAAAGUAUCAGAGGAGGUGAACUUUUUCUCACAAUCCUUCUAAACCCAAUCAGCAUUUUCAUGACCCAUUUAUCAAACUAUGGAAAUGACCGCCUAGGGUUAUAUACCUUUGUGAACUUGGCUGACUUUGUGCAGAGCUGGACCAACCUGAAAUUGCAAACUCUGCCUCCAGUGCAACUGGCCCACAAGUAUUUUGAGCUCUUCCCUGAGCAGAAAGACCCUCUAUGGCAGAAUCCAUGUGAUGAUAAACGACACAAAGACAUCUGGUCCAGAGAGAAAACUUGUGACCACUUACCAAAAUUUCUAGUAAUUGGUCCACAAAAAACAGGAACAACUGCACUUUAUUUAUUUCUUCUUAUGCAUCCUUCAAUCAUCAGCAAUCUCCCUAGUCCAAAGACAUUUGAGGAAGUUCAGUUCUUUAAUGGCAACAACUAUCACAAAGGAAUAGACUGGUAUAUGGACUUUUUCCCUACACCAUCCAAUACUACAAGUGACUUUCUGUUUGAAAAGAGUGCUAAUUACUUCCAUUCGGAAGAAGCUCCCAAACGAGCUGCAUCUCUUGUCCCCAAAGCCAAGAUCAUCACCAUCCUCAUUGACCCCUCAGACAGGGCAUACUCUUGGUACCAGCACCAACGAUCACAUGAAGAUCCAGCUGCUCUGAGGUUCAAUUUCUAUGAAGUUAUUUCAACAGGACAUUGGGCUCCAUCUGACUUAAAAACUUUGCAGAGAAGAUGCCUAGUACCUGGAUGGUAUGCAGUCCACAUAGAAAGAUGGCUAACUUACUUUUCUACUUCUCAGUUGCUAAUUAUUGAUGGACAGCAGCUGAGAUCUGACCCAGCUACUGUGAUGGAUGAAGUCCAGAAGUUUCUGGGAGUUACACCUCAUUAUAAUUACUCUGAAGCACUAACGUUUGAUCCCCAAAAGGGUUUUUGGUGUCAAUUACUGGAAGGAGGAAAGACAAAAUGUCUUGGAAAAAGCAAAGGCCGAAAAUAUCCACCUAUGGAUCCAGAGUCUAGAACUUUCCUCUCUAAUUACUACCGAGAUCAUAAUGUGGAACUAUCCAAACUGCUACACAGACUGGGACAGCCUCUGCCAUCAUGGCUGAGACAGGAACUGCAGAAAGUGAGAUAGCACUGGAGACAAGAACCAAGCCUCUCAAGAUACUUUUAGUGUUAAAAAAAAAAAAAAAAUCCACCUUUAUUCUCAAGCACUUGUGAUUCUCAACAAAGAACUGUGUGAAUAAAUUUCCUUCAGCCUUUUUCAUAAAAUGAAAACUGUUGUAUAUGCACGCAUUGACAAUUACUAGCAUCAAUCCCUGUGUAAGCUUUUGGGAGAUUAUGUGGGGGUUUGUGGCAUUAUCCAGUUUCUAGUGUAUAGAUCAUAGCACAGCCCAGUUCCUAUGUUAAGCAUAAGGUUUCAGAUACUCUAUGGAUGACUGAUAAUCUGGAUUAUAUACAAGUGACCAGUUAAAAUUUUAAGGAAAAACUAAGUAAAUGAGGUUAGUCGUAACUCAAUAUUUGAAUUAAGGGCUAACAUUUUCCCCUUGAGAAUUUAAAAACAAUUUUGCUUUUAUUAUGAGAGGGAAUUAUGUAACCCCAUACUCUUAUUUGUGAGUAAUUACUCUUUAUUAUAUCAGCCCACAUAUUUUCUUUCUGCAGUGACUCCUCUUUAAUAAUUUCUUGACUUGCUAAAGAAGUUGUGAAGUUAUAGCUUCCCAUGUUUUUUGUUUGUUUUCCUCCUGUAAGAGGGGACUACGUGAAAGCUUCCAUAUUCACUGAUAUUAUUUUAUCUGGCAGCACAUGCCUUUCCCAGUGAAUUUGUCAUUAUGAUUCCAGCAAAAUCUGUUAAAGUUUUUGGGGAAGAAAAAGAGUAUGAAGCUGCAUAAUACCACUAUUAAGUCUAAGGCCAUCUUUAAGUCUGUCCAGAAUCUUACUAUACUAAUAAUCUAGAUAUUUCCACCUUGACAACAAUAUAGUAUUUAUAUAUUUUUCACUGUCUGAGGUAGAAGUAAAGCUUUAUUGAUAAAAAUACGGAAUGAAAACACCAAGGUGUGUUUGCAUAUAUAGUGAGGCAGUGUGCCUUCUACGUAGUAUAUGUCAAUCUUUUUAAAGCAUGGAUUUUUCAUAUAUGCCAGUAUGUCUACUAUUGUAGAAGAUUAUGUUUUUAAUGCCAAUUAAAAAAAAUAAGUAUAAUCCAAAUCUUACCUCUUCAAACAUCACUAAUUCUCUAACCUAACCCCAAUUUGUCAGCCACGCCACCCAAAUGUUAAUUUCUGGAGAAGGGAUGUUCUUUCUGUCUUAGAGUUAUAGGUUCUUUUCUUAUUUGGAGGUUAUUGUAAGGCUAGUUGGAUUUUUAUCUCAUUU
This is a messenger RNA of Pongo pygmaeus (Bornean orangutan), 4511 nucleotides long. RefSeq names its product bifunctional heparan sulfate N-deacetylase/N-sulfotransferase 4. The record is from RefSeq and is a predicted model, not a curated record. NCBI's taxonomy places the organism in Eukaryota, Metazoa, Chordata, Mammalia, Primates, Hominidae. Gene Ontology annotation, molecular function: deacetylase activity; heparan sulfate N-sulfotransferase activity; hydrolase activity. The transcript is spliced from 14 exons. The coding region runs from base 661 to 3279 and encodes 872 amino acids. Gene Ontology annotation, cellular component: Golgi apparatus.